Messenger RNA from Malania oleifera, 2104 nucleotides. RefSeq lists its product as uncharacterized. Lineage: Eukaryota; Viridiplantae; Streptophyta; Magnoliopsida; Santalales; Ximeniaceae. The transcript is spliced from 5 exons. The coding region runs from base 59 to 1792 and encodes 577 amino acids. Gene Ontology annotation, biological process: regulation of DNA damage checkpoint. Gene Ontology annotation, molecular function: protein binding; DNA binding. Gene Ontology annotation, cellular component: nucleus. The record is from RefSeq and is a predicted model, not a curated record.
GGAAUCGUAGGGAAUUGGAAACUCUUCAAGUUUUUAUCAGGUAUGAACUCUGAAGCAUAUGAGCCGCCAAAUUGGACGGUCAGAGAUCUGUCCACGUAGCCCUACAAUUUCUUCUUCCCGCCAGUUUUCAUCUCCCGCGUCUUCAUCUGCUCCUCUUUAUACAGAACUUGAAACGACCACCAAAACCCAAAUAAAACCCCAAAUCAGCUCUCUCUCUCUCUCUCUCUCUCUCUCUCUCAUGGCGACCGAUAAACUAACAGAGUAUGAGCGUAAAAGGCUCGAGAACAUUAGGCGGAACGAUGAAAUGAUAGCUUCUCUCAAGCUCCAUGCCAGAUCACAAGAGCUUUCCGCCGCUUCUAAGCGCCACAGAGUUCAGGCUAAAGUUUAUAAGACUACUCCGGAUAAAAAGCCCAAAACCGAAUCCCCAAUUGUUACUAGGAGAUCUCUGCGGGUGAGAAGAAUGCCUCCGCAUUAUUCCGACGCAAAUGACCUUAAUGGUUUCCAUGAAUCUGCGAGUAAGGCCUCCAGUUCUCCCGCCAAGGAAAAGCCUUCGCCUCGGAAAUUGGAGCCGUUUAUAAGCAUGAGAGAUGCGUACAGAGGCAUUGUGUCUCAUGGGGCACUUAUACAAACGAUUAUUGGAUUUCCAAAGAAAACCCAGUUGAGUCCUUCAACUGAAUGGAGAUUUGGUGGAGGUGAGGGCUCAAAUGAUCAUAAAAUGGAUGGUUUGGUUCAGCGCACUGGUGUUGUUUGUGGAAAUGUCCCAGUGACUCGCAAGGUUACGAGCGAAGUGUAUAAGAGAAUGGGUUCUCUUGAUUUGAGGUCUUUGGCUUUGGAACCAGAAAAUAUAGCACGAGUUAUGCCGGGGAGGAUAUUGGUCACACGGUUUUUUCCUGCUGAUCAUUUGAAAAUGAUUGUCUCAGGGAAUAAGUUUGGUAAUAUUGCAUUCUGGGACCUCAACUCUAAACAGGAAGAUGGAGAUGGGAUUUAUUUGUACUACCCUCAUACAGCCCAUGUUUCAGCGAUUUCAAUUCAUCCGCAUUCUUUAUCAAAGAUUUUUACCAGUGGUUAUGAUGGAUUGAUUCGACUGAUGGAUGCUGAGAAGGAGGUUUUUGAUCUGGUGUAUUCCAGCGAUGAUACUAUAUAUUCUCUUUCUCAUUUGCCAAACAAUGCAAAAUGCUUCUAUUUUAGUGAGGGUGAUGGAGGACUGAGGAGCUGGGAUGAAAGGGCCAGGAAAUCUUUAAGCUCUUUGAUUUUGCAUAAAGAUAGGAUCAACACGAUUGAUUUCAAUGCAGACAACCCUAACAUCAUGGCUACGAGUUCCACUGAUGGGACAGCCCAGAUUUGGGACUUGAGAAAUGUUGAUGCACAUAAACCAAAACCUUUGAAGGUUGUUAACCAUAAGAGGGCUGUACAUUCUGCCUACUUCUCACCCUCUGGAAGAUUUCUUGCUACAACAAGUAUUGGCGACGAGAUUGGUCUACUAAGUGGAGAUAGUUUUGAGAAUUUUUCUCUGCUUAAACAUGACAAUCAGACAGGCAGAUGGAUAUCUUCUUUCAGGGCAAUAUGGGGUUGGGAUGAUUCGUCUCUCUUCAUUGGCAACAUGAAAAGAGGAGUUGAUGUCAUCUCUUCGGCUCGAGGAAAAGCAAUCAUGACUCUACAGAGCCCACACAUGUCUGCAAUCCCAUGCAGGUUUGAUGCACACCCCUGCCAGGUUGGAAUGCUGGCAGGAGCCACUAGUGGGGGGCAGCUCUAUGUGUGGACACCAGGCCAAGUGGAUUCGAGUUUCAUUUAGUACUGCAGUUCAGUCAAUUAAUGAAUGUAUGCCAUGUUUUGAAGCUUGGCUUCUGGAAAUUCCUGUAAAUUUGCAAAAUUACAUGAGCUCCUAUAGUUCCCUUCUUGAGUUUUCAUGUAAGAAUUGAAUGAUUAUGAGGCUCCUGUUCUAUUUUGAAAUCUGAACUACUGUAGCAGUUGAUCUUGCAUUGAAGAGGGUACCACCAGCAGUUACAACUUGAGACUGCCAUAUUUGGAGUGUUUGAUUAUGAUUGGUUCAUGGAAGAUGGAAAUGUAAUAGAACUUUUAUGGGGUUAUACCAAAUUUAGAAAUA